Molecule: messenger RNA, 1564 nt
Organism: Eriocheir sinensis (Chinese mitten crab)
Lineage: Eukaryota; Metazoa; Arthropoda; Malacostraca; Decapoda; Varunidae
Exons: 2
Coding region: 144-1127 (327 amino acids)
Source: RefSeq, a predicted model, not a curated record
UUCCGAGGGUGGAGUUGCUGGUCCACUGUGGAAGAGAGAGAGAGAGAGAGGGAUAUUUUAAGACACUUUCAAUUUUCACAUCUACUAAUUUUAAAGGUCAAAGAGGGGGUCAAUCGGGUUCUAAUGUGUGUUUCUUUAGGUUCAUGGUACAGAGGAAGGGUCACACUACCACCAGGGUCACAAAACUACCCCUGGAAAUGCUCGGAACUCCCAUGAAAGCUUUGUCAAAUGUGUGUUUCUUUAGGUUCAUGGUACAGAGGAAGGGUCACACUACCACCAGGGUCAUGAAACUACCCCUGGAAAUGCCCAAAACUCCCAUGAAAGCCUUGUCAAAUGUGUGUUUCUUUAGGUUCAUGGUACAGAGGAAGGGUCACACUACCACCAGGGUCAUAAAACUACCCCUGGAAAUGCUCAGAACUCCCAUGAAAGCUUUGUCAAAUGUGUGUUUCUUUAGGUUCAUGGUACAGAGGAAGGGUCACACUACCACCAGGGUCAUGAAACUACCCCUGGAAAUCCCCGGAACUCCCAUGAAAGCCUUGUCAAAUGUGUGUUUCUUUAGGUUCAUGGUACAGAGGAAGGGUCACACUACCACCAGGGUCAUAAAACUACUCCUGGAAAUGCUCGGAACUCCCACAAAAGCCUUGUCAAAUGUGUGUUUCUUUAGGUUCAUGGUACAGAGGAAGGGUCACACUACCACCAGGGUCAUGAAACUACCCCUGGAAAUGCCCGAAACUCACAUGAAAGCCUUGUCAAAUGUGUGUUUCUUUAGGUUCAUGGUACAGAGGAAGGGUCACACUACCACCAGGGUCAUAAAACUACCCCUGGAAAUGCUCAGAACUCCCAUGAAAGCUUUGUCAAAUGUGUGUUUCUUUAGGUUCAUGGUACAGAGGAAGGGUCACACUACCACCAGGGUCAUAAAACUACCCCUGGAAAUGCUUGGAACUCCCACGAAUGCCUUGUCAAAUGUGUGUUUCUUUAUGGUCACAGUACAGAGGAAGGGUCACACUACCACAAGGGUCAUAAAACUACCCCUGGAAAUGCUUGGAACUCCCAUGAAAGCCUUGUCAAAUGUGUGUUUCUUAGGUUCGCAGUACAGAGGAAGGGUCACACUACCACCAGGGUCAUGAAACUACCCCUGGAAAUGCUCGGAACUCCCAUGAAAAACCUUGUCAAAUGUGUGUUUCUUAGGUUUGCAGUACAGAGGAAGGGUCACACUACCACCAGGGUCAUGAAACUACCCCUGGAAAUGUCCACAACUCCUAUGAAAACUUGUCUAAUGUGUGUUUCUUUAUGUUCAUGGUACAGAGGAAGGGUCACACUGCCACCAGAGUCAUAAAACUACCCUUGGAAAUGCUCGGAACUCCCAUGAAGAACCUUGUCAAAUGUGUGUUUCUUAGGUUUGCAGUACAGAGGAAGGGUUACACUACCACCAGGGUCAUAAAACUACCCCUAGAAAUGCUUGGAGCUCCCACGAAAGCCUUGUCAAAUAUCUGAACUUGGGCGACAAAAUGCUUUAAAUUACGACCCACAGAGGAAGAGAGAGAGGGAGCGAGAGAGCAAUUAG